ACUCGCUCGAUCCCCAGCCGCAGGGACGCGAUCGCCCCAACACCAAACCGCCGGCCCCGCCCCCGCAUCAGCGGCACCAGCAGCAGCGCGAGCGAGCGAGAGAAACAAGAAAAGCAUGGCGCGCCGCCGGAGCAGCAGGCUGCUCCUCGCCGCCGCCGCGCUGCUCGCCGUCGUCGCCGCGGCGGAGGCCGCGGUGCCGCCGACGUGCGAGCGCAUCGAGUGCCCCGCGUACGAGGUGAUGGACAGCGCCAACGGGUUCGAGAUCAGGCGGUACACGGACGCCGUGUGGGUGUCCGCCGCCCCCAUCGAGGACAUCUCCUUCGUCGCCGCCACGCGCACCGGCUUCCUCCAGCUGUUCAAGUACAUCCAGGGCAAGAACGCGUACAACGAGACGAUCGAGAUGACGGCGCCGGUGCUGACGGAGGUGUCGCCCAGCGACGGGCCUUUCUGCGCCUCCUCCUUCGCGGUCAGCUUCUACGUGCCGGCCAAGAACCAGGCGGACCCGCCGCCGGCGGAGGGCCUGCGCGUGCGGCGCUGGGCCGGGGCCAGGUACGCCGCCGUGCGCCGGUUCGGGGGCUUCGUGGCGGACGCGGACGUCGGCGAGCAGGCCGCGCGGCUCGACGCCAGCCUGCAGGGCACCAGGUGGGCCGCCGCCGUCAACGAGGGCCGCGGCGCGGGCCAGGCGGCCUCCUACGUCGUGGCGCAGUACAACUCGCCGUUCGAGUUCAGCGGCAGGGUCAACGAGAUAUGGAUGCUCUUCGACGGCGCCAAGGUCGGCUCUCACGCCAACUAAAGCCUCUAGUUAGUGUAAUCGGCGCUUGUCUAUGUACUAGUAGUAUCUAGUACAAGAUACAAGUGUUCCUGCUCGAUCGAAUAAAUCUGUCUUUUUUUCUUGAUGAGAGAAACUGGUAGUGUAAUGUAUCUUGUCAGCAGAUGAAUAAUGUGAGCUCUAAAAGAUGCUCGAGUAAAUACAUUGCUUUGCCAUUACUUGCCGGCA
Panicum virgatum (switchgrass) is the source of this 997-nucleotide messenger RNA. Its product is annotated as heme-binding protein 2-like. The coding region runs from base 116 to 793 and encodes 225 amino acids. The transcript is spliced from 2 exons. The record is from RefSeq and is a predicted model, not a curated record. NCBI's taxonomy places the organism in Eukaryota, Viridiplantae, Streptophyta, Magnoliopsida, Poales, Poaceae.